AUGGGAAACCAAUUUGCUGAUACUAAUUUGGAGUUGAUAGAACAAGUUGAAGUAGAUGAAUUUUUGCAAAGUAAAGAAGUUGGCUUGCUCAGGGUUUAUAUGCAUUAUUUCCCUUCUGAGUUUCAUUUUGGAUUAUUGGGAUUUAAGGGGAGAAGUGGUCUGGUAUGGAUUGAUGUUGAAGAUGCCAAGGAUGUCCUGGAAGGUGAAAAGCAAUCUUUGAAUGAUUCUCUCCCUAACCAGUACAAGGAAAGACAUUGGGAUCUAAAGCAGCUAGUUGGAUCUGGUGGAAUGCCAUCAUCACAUUCUGCUACAGUUACUUCACUCGCCAUUGCUGUUGGACUCCAUUAUGGUUUUGGGAGUUCCUCGUUCGCUACUGCAAUGAUUUUUUGCAUGUGUUGUAAGCAAUUCAUCUAUGGAGUACUUUUCCAUGCUGAAAAGCAGGCUGAGGUGUUGAAUCAAAUUGUAUAUGGACUUCCAUCAGAGCACCCUCUAGCUGAUACAAGACCUCUGCGUGAACUUGUAGGGCAUACUCCUACUCAGGUUAGUUCAGUUGAUUAUCAUUAAGUUACAGUUCUAAUCUAAUGUAUGUAUGGAAGAUUGAGUUGAAAGUUAAAACUGUUACAUGCCCAAAACCACUAUAUGAUGCAAAAAAAAAAAAUUCUCAGAAUUUAGGUAUGAAAAAUAAA
Messenger RNA from Dioscorea cayenensis subsp. rotundata (Guinea yam), 686 nucleotides. RefSeq lists its product as uncharacterized. The coding region runs from base 1 to 564 and encodes 187 amino acids. Lineage: Eukaryota; Viridiplantae; Streptophyta; Magnoliopsida; Dioscoreales; Dioscoreaceae. The transcript has 5 exons. The record is from RefSeq and is a predicted model, not a curated record.